Messenger RNA from Beauveria bassiana ARSEF 2860, 1092 nucleotides. Its product is annotated as mitotic apparatus protein p62. Bases 1 to 1092 code for a protein of 363 amino acids. Gene Ontology annotation, biological process: DNA recombination; double-strand break repair. The transcript has 3 exons. Gene Ontology annotation, cellular component: nucleus. The record is from RefSeq and is a predicted model, not a curated record. Gene Ontology annotation, molecular function: DNA binding. NCBI's taxonomy places the organism in Eukaryota, Fungi, Ascomycota, Sordariomycetes, Hypocreales, Cordycipitaceae.
AUGGUGACGUCCAGAGUGCUCAAGGUUCCACAAAGUGACAACGACAAAGCGUUUGUCUUGCUACAGGCAUCGUCAUCCGGUAGAAAGCCUCUGGAUCUUAAAUUGAUCGGAACCGAAGGAGAGGCACCGUAUGUGGUCAAAAACAAUGAAUCUGACCAUGCUCGUCACACAGUCAAGCAUGACCGCGUUCCUGCUCUCAAAGUGAAAAACAGCCACUUAUCAGACACUGAAUGGGAAUCCCUUCUCGAAGACUUCUUUGACCAAAAGCCCCUGAAAGAUAUCAAUGCAACUGCUACAGUCCAAAGUGAGGCCUCAAUCACCAUCACCAUCAGAAAGCAAGUGCAAGGCAUUACACAACGACUCGGUACUAUCACUCUAUCUCACGAUGAAAACGAGGCAAUUGAACUAUUUGAGUGGUGUGCAGCAUCCGCAGACGCAGUUGUUGCCAGCAACAAGGCGACUGCCCAGAUCCAGUCCAAAGCCACCGAGUUAGAGGCUUCAAUUCACCAGCUAAAAGACCAACUGGAGGAGCUCUUGAAAGCAAAAGAUGAAGACGAGACUGCCCUUUUACAAAAGUUUCGAGAUUUGCUCAACGAGAAAAAGGUCAAGAUUCGCGAGCAGCAAAAAGUCUUGGCGUCGGGCUCGUUCUCGGCGCCCAAGCAGGAGGAACCUCAAGAGCCAUCCCCGGACCCUGAGCUGGAAGCUCCAAAGACCAAGACUCGGGGCCGAAAACCCGCAGCAACCCGAGCGCGCAAAAGGAAAGCCACUGCGCCCGCCAAGGAGGAGUCCGACGAAGAAGACGUGGCCGGAGAGCAGUCGCCCAUCAAGUCGGAGCCGGAGGAUACUGAUGACGGGCAAACAACAGAAGCAACAGCGUCGGUGGAUGGCGACUCGGACGAGGAUGAGGAAAUGGCAGACAACGGGGAAGAUGGAGAAGCGGCCGCACCGCCCCGUGAAUCAAGUCCUCCGAAAAAGGCUGCAGCACCACCGCCAAAGAGAGCCCUUCCUUUUGCGAAUAGAAAACCGAAGGAGGCUCCAAAGCCGGUGGCGCAAGCCGGUGGUGCAGAUACGGAUUCGGAUGAUGAGUUGUAG